CGCCCCCCCCCGCCGGCGACACUGGCCGAGUUCACCCUCGGCUCCUCCGGGUCCAAAGACUUCUACGACGUAAGCCUGGUCGACGGCUACAACCUCCCCAUGAUCGUGGAAGGCAGUGGCUCCGGCAGCGCAUGCGCCACCACCGGGUGCGUCUCCGACCUGAACCGGAACUGCCCGGCGGAGCUGAGGGUUAAAGGAGGCUCGGCUUGCCGGAGCGCCUGCGAGGCGUUCGGGACGGCGGAGUAUUGCUGCAACGGCGCGUAUGGUUCACCGGACACCUGCAAACCGACAAUGUACUCACAAGUCUUCAAAACAGCUUGUCCGAAAUCUUACAGUUACGCUUACGAUGAUGCCACGAGUACUUUCACCUGCAGUGACGGAGACUACACCAUCACAUUCUGUCCCAACUCCCCCAGUGUGAAGUCCUCGACUGGUCCAUCACCAAAAUACUCAACAGAUUCACCACCUGAACCGACAACAGAUGGGUCUGGUCCAGAGACAGGGUCAGGAACUGAGACGCAGCCCGUGGAAGGGGCUGCAUUGGCCAACUCGUAUCUGGCGGAUCUGGCCAUCGGGGAAUCUAGAACAAACUGCCCGUCUUCUGUCCUGCGCUACACAUUUCCAAUAGCUGUUGCAUUGAUCUUCUGUUGGAUCAACUUUGUAGAUUUGGUUCAGAGUUCCUGAUCCUGUCGGAACAGAGGAUGAUGAUGAUGGCUGCAUUCUGCAUAACCAAAAUCACCGGCAUUCAAAUGGGGAAGCCAGUAGCAUUCAGAGUAAUUCCCAGAUUUCAUAUGUGUAUGCAAAGCAUGUCAUUGGAGGAAAUUCAAUCAGAAAAUUUUGGGCAACCCUGGCUCAUUUUGUAUCAAUUUCUCCUGCAUUAGUGGAAUAUCAUUUAAAACAGUAGAUUGUAGAAACUGAAAGUCCCUUGGUUCCUCUAUAAGCUCCAUGACCAUAAGAGACAUUCUGGA
This is a messenger RNA of Tarenaya hassleriana, 968 nucleotides long. RefSeq names its product pathogenesis-related protein 5. Gene Ontology annotation, biological process: defense response. The transcript is spliced from 2 exons. The record is from RefSeq and is a predicted model, not a curated record. NCBI's taxonomy places the organism in Eukaryota, Viridiplantae, Streptophyta, Magnoliopsida, Brassicales, Cleomaceae. Gene Ontology annotation, cellular component: extracellular region. The annotation marks the transcript as partial.